Messenger RNA from Dibothriocephalus latus, 1260 nucleotides. NCBI's taxonomy places the organism in Eukaryota, Metazoa, Platyhelminthes, Cestoda, Diphyllobothriidea, Diphyllobothriidae. The record is from the annotation of a GenBank genome assembly.
CCGCUUUCCUACGCUGAUGACCAAAGCACCGAUGACCUCCAACUGUCGCCCCUGGACGGGCUUGAUGAGAAUGCAUCACCGCCGCCGCCCAGUUACCUCUUCAUCCGCCUCUACCGUGAUCUGGUCAGUGCGGCCAUGGAGAAGGGGAGUCGUCGUCUGGCCGAGCAAGCGCUACCCCACCAACAGACCUGGAUCAAUGCCAGUCUGGUGGGUCUGCCCCUGGGUGAUGGCGGUUUCCGCUGGUACUCUGACGCUGGCUUCCUCUUCAGACCGGAGAGCGACGAAGCCGGGGACUGUCCGUGGGAUUUGCACCACUGCGUUUCUGACGAGCUCUCCCUGAAGUUUGGGUUCCUCUACGUGGAAGACGUUGACGGCUCCGCUCCUUCGCCCAACUUGCCCAUCCACCUUCUUACUUUGGCCAGUAAGCGAACGAAGUCGUCCACUAAGCAACGACCCAGCUUCAGUAUCUUUUACGAACCCCGAAGGCGCAGUAUCGUCGCCCUAGGCACCUUCUUCACACCCCUGGAGGCCAUUCUGUCCACAGAGACCACCUUGGAUUGGAUCAGCGUCAGUCUGUCUGUUAAACCCUUCACCGGUGAAGUGCAACUGAUCGUAGAGUCUGCAGAUGCUAGCACCUCCGCAGUGCCCAUAGAAGACCUCGAGGUUGUCAAGUCGCUCGUAGGCGGAAAUCCUGGUGAAGUGGGCUUACAUGUUGGACCCGUUGGAAGUCCUUUCAGCACAACCACCUUCUUGCAGAUCCUUGAUCAGGAUAGCAUACAGAAGAAGACUGAAGAAGAAUAUGCGGACGACGUGUUGAUGGGUGCAGCUUUAAGCAGACCGAUCAGGCAGAUUCAGCGCACACCCGUGUCUAACAUUAGCUUUGAGGAUAGAUCGAGCUACGUGCGCUACAACUUCCACAAUUGGAUCCGGGAACCCACCACGGCGGAGAAGGUGGUCCUUGAAUUCAUUAUCCCAGACGAUGUCACCUCAGGCCUGUUAUGGUUUGUGGAGGAUAAGAACUACAAACGUUACAUUAUCCUCAAGGACCGCAAGCUCUACUACAAGUACAUCAAGCUGGAUCAAACAAGUGCUGCCAAAUGGACCCUCACCGAGGAGAUUGCCAUCAACGAACACCUUCUGCCUCGCACUCGGCACAUGUUGACCAUCCAGCGUGCCGGUGACGUGCCAGUUCCACGUGAGCAGUAUUCAAGGCUCCAAGUUAGAGACCACCACUACGUCAUCCUAGAGCUCCGUAUCUAG